AUGACAGCCGAGAACAGCGCACCGGCUAGUGGCGCAUCCUCAUCGGCAUCGAUCACCCACCAACACGCCACUUUCACCGAAACACCCCAAUCUCGACGGCAACGCCUCCAACAGCAAUGCCUCGAACCGUCCUCCUCCCGCUCCACUGCCUAUGGCGACCAUCGCGUCGAAGCAUGGCUCUUGCUAUUAGGCAUCACUGAGGACCACAUCCAAGCACACAUUACCACUUUGCAGGACGAAAAGCUACCAGAAAAAGAGCAGCCGAGCUCUUCUACUAAAUUCACUGACUUGGCUUCGAUACCUCUCGACAAAGAUGGCUGGCAGGUAGCUGACCAGGAUAUACUGCGAGAGGCUCCAGUGACGGCGGGUCUGGGCCGAGGUGAUGACGGGUGGAAGGUCGUCAAAUCGAAAAAGUCGAGGCGGCGGAGGGAUGACGAGACGGCUUCCACUGUGUCUGCUCCCAACUCGCCUGAGCUGGAUCGAUCAGAGAGGGACAGCGAUGCGGUCGAGUCGAGAGACAGCUCGCCCAAGUCCAACGACGAUGCCGAAACACCAAUAGACCCAUCCCGCAAGGUCCAUCCGCAUCAGCCUGCCACAGUCGCGACCCGCACUCCGCCACCACAAUACCUCAACCUCUCCAGCAGAGACGUCGAGCAAGUGGCCAAAGACGUCGAACGCAGCUUCAUUGGUCCAGCAUUCAAGCACCUCUUCCCACCGCAAGCCACACACUCGGACGACGGCAGCGAUGACGGCGAAAGGACACCCGCACUGAAACAGCAGCGGCGUGCUCAACUCUCGCACCUCAUCCUGACCACGCUCUCGCGCUAUCCCAGCUUGCACUACUUCCAGGGGUACCACGACAUUCUCAGCGCCGUCCUCCUCGCUCUGACCCCGCACUCACCCGAUCCUUCUGUUCGAGAGCAGGCCAUCCUCCAACUCGCAGCGGAACGACUGAGCCUGCACGUCAUCCGUGACAGCAUGACGCCCGACCUCCUCCCCAUCCUCGGUCAGCUCCGGCUCGUCUCGAACCUCGUCCACCUCUGCGACCCGGAGCUGGCCGAGCUUAUGGACCGCGCAUCGCCCGUGCCGUUCUUUGCACUGCCAUGGCUGCUGACACUGCUGACCCACGAUGCGGCGGAGGUCGAGGUGAUGCAGCGCGCAGUCGAGUUUGUGCUGGCAUACGGACCGGGUGCGGCGAUCUACCUAUGUGCGGCGGUGCUGAUGGCGAGGAGGGAGGAGGUGAUGGGGAUGGACGACGAGCAGCGGCAAGAUCCCGCUGUGCUGCAUGCCGUGUUGGGGCGGUUGCCGCUCAUUUGCGCCGAGGGGGUGCAGGGUGGGGAGAAGACGAGGGGGAGGCGCGAGGAGGCGAAUGCCAUAUAUACGGACCCGGAUGUCGAGUUGCCGAGCUUGGCGGCUGACCGUGCUCUGGCUGCGUCGAGCGGCAGUCGCAACACACCUGCAGCGGAGCGUCGGGGGAUGGCGAUCUCAACACUGCUCCAGCAAACGGUAUCGUUGAUGCACCGCUAUCCCCUAUCCGCCUUGCAAGCGCCCGCGAUCAUGGGCCCGGCGAGCGUGCUCUUCACGUGGCCGGCGCUGUUCGACCGCCCCUGCGCCUCCAUCGACUGGCACUCGGCCACCACUCUCGCCGAAACAGCUCUCGCCGGCCCCACGGAGCGCCUUGUCCAGGCCCCGCACCCGCCGCCGCCACCGUCCACCGCGGACCCCCUGCCCAGCGACGACGACGACGAAAAGCACCCGCAUCCGCACCGCGGCCGCAGCCGCAGAGACAACGCACUGACACAGCCGCACAACGCACGCGUGCUCGCCGUCGUUGGCCUGUCCGGCCUGCUCGUCGCUGCGCUCUUCACCGCGAGCCAGACUCCAGCAGCCACAGGCCGCAUGGCGUCAGCAUCAGCCGAGCAUACAAACCGUGUGCUGACCCUCAUCGUCUCGUUGCUCUCCACGUGGGGGCGUGUGGUGGGCGGCACAAGCUGA
Molecule: messenger RNA, 1995 nt
Organism: Sporisorium graminicola
Lineage: Eukaryota; Fungi; Basidiomycota; Ustilaginomycetes; Ustilaginales; Ustilaginaceae
Exons: 1
Coding region: 1-1995 (664 amino acids)
Biological process (GO): positive regulation of GTPase activity; endoplasmic reticulum to Golgi vesicle-mediated transport
Cellular component (GO): endoplasmic reticulum membrane
Molecular function (GO): GTPase activator activity
Source: RefSeq, a predicted model, not a curated record